AUGAUCCUCAACUAGCCGAGGAUCAGCUCUCUGAUGUCCUGGCAGGAAGAAGAGACGAUGGAUGGCAGGACUGGCCCUGAGCAGAAGAGAGACUGUGCCACUUCAGGGCACAGCCAGCGCCUUAAGUUGGAGCCCUGCUUCCAGAGUGACUCUCUCUUGCCUUCCCCCAGCACACCCCUGAUAUCGCAGCUUCUCAGCCACCCCAUAGUUGGAAGGAGCCUGGAUCCCACCAUCCUUUUCCCCUCCUCUCAGGCAGUGACCCUGCCUCCGGAAUACGAGUGUGGUGCAUCUCCUGGAGAAGGAGCACAAGCCCUGGCUUUCCCCAGGACCUGUGCCCCAGCUCCCAUGCCCUGUGCUGGCGACAGGGACCAGCUCUCUGACCAGCACCUAUGGGACCAGAUCUCUGAACAGCACCUACAAGCCAAGCGGGCCAGGGUGGAGAGCAUCAUCCAAGGCAUGAGCCUCCCCCCAACCCCUCAGGCAUUUGGCACUAGCCUGGAGGCAGCUUUUCGGCAGGAGAGGGAGAGGGGUCGUGAGGUGCCCUGGGAGAGCAAGAGGAAGCCAAGGGUGCCCCAGCAGGGUGCAGGGGCAGCCAAGCGAGUGGCCCCCUCGGGGGGCAGCCCCCAUGCUGAGGGCUGCCAGCAGCUGAAGGAGCAGCUCUGCCUCUUGGAGCAGCAGCUGAGAAGGCUUCAGGAGAAAUUCUCCCAGGUCUGUGACUCUGCGGACACUGCCCAAACCCAGGAAGGUUCCAAGAAAGUGCAUCCAUUGCCUGGAAAUCCUGGAGACAGACUGGACAAGGACAGUGCCACCACCACCAGUGACCCAUGCAAAGCGCCUCUUUGGAGGAGCAUCCUGGAGGCGCAGGGGCCAGAGAAGGAUGAGGACAGAGAUGCCACAGGUGGCCUGCCCUCUGCAGCAAGGGCUCUGUCACAAGCACUGAAGCAUGAACUGGCUGAGGUGAUGUCCCGGGUGGUGGACUCUGUUCUGCAGACUGCCUGGCCAAAGGCAGUCAGCCACUUCCUGCAGCAGCACCGCAGAUUCCCAGUGCCAGGGCCAGAUGCCAGGAGAGAGCAUUUUGCUGCUGCGAGAUGCAGAAAGCCACUUGCUAAACCAUCUCCCAGAAACACAUCGGGUGCGUUGGGUUCACCCGAGGCUGAGGCCCCAUCAGGAGCUCCAGUGAAGAGCCUGGGCUCUCAUGCUGGCUCCUUCAGUUCAAAAGGGGUGAGAAAAAACCCUCGGGCUCCCAGCAUGAGCUAUCCACUGGGCUUGGCUGCCCCCAUCCAGGACAGCCAGGUGCUGAGCCAGCUGCUGGGCUAUGGCCAGCAUGGCCUCUGGAGAAGCAGCUCUCACGGGAGCCCCUCUUCUCUGGAGAGGGGUCCUCUGGAGCCCCUCAACCUGCACUGGGGAACAGUCAAACUGAGGUCAUCGGUCCUGAGACAGCAGCAGCCCCUGAGCCCUGCUGGCAUGGAGGGCCUGGCACUGCUGCCGGCUGGCAGGGAUGGCUGUGGAGAGCUGCAGGCUGCGGUGGACAGGGCACCCUUCACCUCCACACAUAUAUCCUUUGGGGGCAGCUGGAGAGGUCCCUGGGCUUGGGCAUGCUUCCCUUGUCCUCCAGACCCAGAGCUCAGCACAACCCUGCCUGGACGCCCCAGGGCCAGUGUCUCCGCUGCUCCACAGGGGGCUAAAAUGGGGUGGGCAGGAAAGGGGUCCUGA
Neopsephotus bourkii (Bourke's parrot) is the source of this 1713-nucleotide messenger RNA. Its product is annotated as prospero homeobox protein 2-like. Gene Ontology annotation, biological process: regulation of transcription by RNA polymerase II. Gene Ontology annotation, cellular component: nucleus. Gene Ontology annotation, molecular function: RNA polymerase II cis-regulatory region sequence-specific DNA binding; DNA-binding transcription factor activity, RNA polymerase II-specific. The transcript has a single exon. Lineage: Eukaryota; Metazoa; Chordata; Aves; Psittaciformes; Psittacidae. The record is from RefSeq and is a predicted model, not a curated record.